CUUCACAAGUUCAUUCGCCAAAAUAUUUGUCAAUUAUAUUUCACAUUAAGAAUUUACAGCACGACUCAAACGCGGGAACGAAGGUAAAUGACGUUAAUUGCUGAGUGUCUUUUAAUACUGUGUAAGUAUACAUAUUAACACGCGUGCAUUAAAAUGUGUGCAUUUACGGGGCGAUUUCUCAGGCUUAAAAGCUCACCUUUUAUUAAAAAGGUGAACGCAAACUUUUUUCAUUCUGAAGGGCACAAACCACUUCGGACUUCAGCCGUUAAAUGCGCGAAAAUUUCGUUACACCUAAUAAAUGAGCGCAACAUAUUAUCACUUGUAUUGUAUGCUUACAAUACAUGUAAAAAUGUGUUAAUCAUUAAUUAAUAGUAUGGGAUAGUGUUUUUCGACUCAGCUACAGAUGCCGAUGGAGACCAGAACUGCUUUGGAAAAAUAUGAACGCCUUAGGGCCGAUCUGGAAGAAGGCUUAUUGACUGAAAGGGGCUUUCAUGAAAAAGUUAGAGCUUUGCUACAGGAUACGCCCUCUACAAGCCAAGGAAGUAAAAGUAAAGAUGCUGCUUUAAUUUUCAAUGAAAUGAAAAAAGCCAUCCAAGAGAAAACAUCAGUGAAGAAGAAGCAGUUUGCACUAUCUAAAAAGGAGAAACCCUCAUUUAUAAAGGUGAAGGUGAUAGCAAUGGAGUGGAGACCUAGAACAAAAAAAACACCUGGAAAAUACCAUAAGAUAAUGCUGGAAGAAGAGCCUCCUAAAUUUUUAAUGAAACCAUUGGAUGGUUAUGAUGAUAUAAUAGAGAAAGCCGAAGAAAUGUUUUGGAAAGAUGACAAAAGAAAUGAAGCUCAGUACACACUGUGCAAUGCGGAUGGAUCAAGAUGGCCCAAAUCAGAUUUUGAGAAGGAGUAUUUCUCAUUAAAUGAAAUUCCAGAUAUAUGGAAGAAAACAUUAUAUGUUGGUCGUAGAGAUUUAGAUGAUGUGAUAUGUGUUGGACAGCUUUCUUUGGCAUCUAAAAGUGAAAACUUAACACAAACAAAAUCCAUGUUAAUGGAGAAUGCAGCAAUGGAUAAUCCAAUUUUGCAGGAAACCUCAGGCCAUUUGAAGAAAAGUUCCACCAGUUGUAAGAGAAAACCAACAAUGGACAACUUACAAGCACAACUUUCAGGAAGCUUUUCCUUUGAGCUGAUGGUGUCAUCUAGUAAAAAACAUUGUUCACUGGCAAUUGCUGAAAAUAUGGAAGAUGGUUCAUUAAAGUCUGAUGUUCAAACACCUCCUCAUUAUGCAAUUCCUCCAGUGUACAUGCCACGAGUUCCAUAUGUUGAUGAUGGACAAAUCAAAUUCAAUCCUGAUUUGGCUGUGGGGUCAGGGUCGUUUGGAACGGUGUACUUUGGUUCAUAUCAGGGAACACCAGCAGCAGUAAAGAAGAUUCCUGUUGAUGACAGUAAUGACUUUUUGCAUGAGAUCCUUGUUUGUUUAAGACUUUCUCAUCCAAAUAUUGUUAGAUUCUUGGCUGCUACCAAAAAAGAUCAGUAUAUACUCAUAGCAAAUGAGUAUGUCCAUGGAGCAAGUUUACACGUUGUACUUCACAGUGCAGACAGUCCAGUGAAGUUAGAAGCAGAAGAAAAAAAUUACGUUGCACUUGAUAUGGCAAUGGCUGUGGAAUACAUCCAUUCCAAGAAUGUAAUACACCAGGACCUGAAGCCUGCAAACAUCCUGAUUGAAGGCAGCAGCAAAAAGGCCUAUCUUACCGACUGGGGUUUAGCCAAUGUUCGCGACUCAGUUUCGCUAAGGCAGGGGAGCAAAAUAUCUGGCCUUUUAAGUGGACCUCUUGGUGGUACUGCUAUUUACACAGCUCCUGAAUGUCUGCUAACCUUUCAACCUUGUUCUGUACAUUCAGACAUAUGGUCCAUCGGCAUAACAUUUUUAGAGCUGUACACAAACACUGUACCAUGGUCUGUAAAGAGCUGUGCCAGUUAAUGUCAACAGAGGCAGCUCCAAAUGCUUUAAACAAAUUUGAUUCAUUGUGCACACAAUUAAUAUGUACAUGUUUAAAAUAUACACCAUCGGAAAGAAUUUCGGCCUCAAACCUAGUUCUUCUGUUAAAAUCAUUGGACAACACUGAUUUAAAAAAACAUUACGGAUACCAUUGGUAAUUACAAAAUGCAAUAUUUUAGAUGAUGACCUUUGUUUUAUUCAUCACCAAGAGGAAAGUAAAAUGUUUAGUUUUUCCUGUCAUUAAAAUGUAUUGUUACAUUAUAUACUGUAUACAGGAAAAAAGUGCAUACAAUUAUAUUGAUUAUGUUGUUGUUCUUGAUGUUAUGACUAUAGAAUUCUGAUGCAAAUAAAUAAUUUCUCUCCCAGAGAAGCAAAAACAGCCAUCUAAGUUGUACUCAACAAAUUCAUAAAUGGUGCUUGAUUCUCCUGCCACAAGGAACUCUAAUAUCAGUGCAAGUUCAUAAAAUUAAUGGACUGAUAAUGGUUAAACAUAGAUUAUGGAAGGAUACUAAAGGUUCUAUAUAAAUAUCCUCUGGGUUAUUUUAAAUUGUUAUAAUGGACCUUUCUAUGUGUAAAGGCUCAAAAAAGUAUGAUUAAACCAAUUUAUUUUCACAACAACAAAAUUUAUUUAGUA
Messenger RNA from Erpetoichthys calabaricus (reedfish), 2621 nucleotides. RefSeq names its product serine/threonine-protein kinase A-Raf-like. NCBI's taxonomy places the organism in Eukaryota, Metazoa, Chordata, Cladistia, Polypteriformes, Polypteridae. The record is from RefSeq and is a predicted model, not a curated record. Gene Ontology annotation, biological process: protein phosphorylation. Gene Ontology annotation, molecular function: ATP binding; protein kinase activity. The transcript is spliced from 14 exons. Bases 404 to 1969 code for a protein of 521 amino acids.